Messenger RNA from Drosophila obscura, 1842 nucleotides. RefSeq lists its product as uncharacterized. NCBI's taxonomy places the organism in Eukaryota, Metazoa, Arthropoda, Insecta, Diptera, Drosophilidae. Bases 40 to 1338 code for a protein of 432 amino acids. The record is from RefSeq and is a predicted model, not a curated record. The transcript has 3 exons.
GUGAAAAUUUGUUUUGUGAAAAAAUUGCAAUUUGUUUAAAUGUCGAGACGAUUAAAUUUGGACCGGCGAACGCGAAAUUCGUUUCAAGUUGUGGCUUCAAGGAGCCGUGAAAGUAGCCAAGACAUUACACAUCGCAAUGAAAAUAAUCGUCUACGCACAGCAAGGUCCCGUUCAAAUCAACGGAACAAUGGUGCAACAACAACUGCAAAUGAACGUCGUGAUAUUCAAAAUCUACAAGGUGUUGCGUUCGCUUACAGUAAUAUCACCAAUCACGCUUCUCAUAGGCAAAUUAAAAUUGGUCCAAUGAACGACCGUUGUCGCCAUUGUCAGGCAUUAAAAUUUAAAGGUGAAGCAGAUGGGAUGUGCUGUGCGAGUGGUAAAGUGAAAUUGCCUGAAUUAGGCAGCCCAACACAACCAUUGAGCACAUUACUUAAUGGAUUGACACCUGAGUCUAAUCAUUUUUUGAACAAUAUACGAAAGUAUAAUUCGAGUUUUUUUUUUUUUUUUUCAUUUUUUAAUCAUUUUUUGAACAAUAUACGAAAGUAUAAUUCGAGUUUUCAAAUGACAUCUUUUGGCGCCACAAAUAUUAUAAGAGACAACUUCAUGCAAACAUUCAAGAUUCAAGGUCAAAUAUACCAUCGAGCUGGCUCUUUGUUACCUUUCGACAACGCAGACCACCAAUUUUUGCAAUUAUAUUUUAUCGGGAACGCGGAAGACGAAGCUGAUCGUCGGUGUGCCAUAAUUACCAACACGCGAAGACAAAUUAUUUUCGAUUUGCAAAAUAUGUUCCAUGAGCACAACGAAUUGGUUCAGGUUUUCAAAACAUCGCUUGAUCGAAUGCCAUCUGACGAUCAUAAAAUUUUUAUUCGAUCUGAUAAAACACCGGUUGGCGAACAUGCAAGGCGUUUCAAUGCACAAAUAGUUGACGAAGUGGCAAUAGUCAUAGUUGGUGAGCAAUUUAAUAAUCGUGAUAUUGUGCUUCAUCGUAGAAAUGAACAACUUGAACGUGUAUCCGAGACUCAUCGCAGUUAUGAUGCACUACAAUAUCCCAUAUUGUUUUGGAGCGGACAAGAUGGCUAUAAUUUCAACAUUAAAAUGAUAAAUCCAGUAAACGGUCGAGAAGGAACAAAGAAAGUUAGUGCUAUGAAUUACUACGCAUACAGCCUGCAGAUACGGCAAAAUCAAGACAACCACAUAUUGAGGUGUAGAGCACUUUUCCACCAGUAUAUUGUUGACAUGUAUGCAAAAAUUGAAUCGGAACGGUUAAAUUUUCUUCGAUUCAACCAAGCCAAAUUACGUUCCGAAGAGUAUGUUCAUUUGCCAUUACCAUUAACAUAACCCAUUAACAACGAUGGUAACGCACAAAACGUUGGAACUAUGAUAAUAUUACCGUCAUCGUAUGUUGGAAGUCCACGUCAUAUGUUUGAGUACGCGCAAGAUGUGAUAUCAUGCGUUCGCCGUUACGGUCGACCAGACCUCUUCAUCACCUUCACGUGUAAUCCGAAAUGGGAAGAAAUCUAGGAAUUAUUGGUUGUUGGCCAAACAUCGAAAGAUCGCCAUGAUAUUUUGGCACGUGUUUUUAGACAAAAAUUGAAAUUACACAUGGAUUUAAUUGUCAAACACGGUGCAUUUGGGUCUGUUCAAUGUUGGAUGUAUUCAAUUGAAUACACUGGAAGCACUUAAUCGUACGUUGAAAGAUAUUCGUGGAGAUAAUCGAUUGUUUGGUGGUGCAUUGAUAUUGUUAGCAGGUGAUUUCAGACAAACAUUGCCUGUAGUCAAACUAGGAACUUCUGCUGAUGAAAUUAAUGCGUGUUUGAAAACAUCUAAUUUGUGGCGCUCUGU